GCAUCGCCGUAUCACUACGCCCGGUCCCUUCUCCGGGAUCCUGAAACACGGAUUGGGAGAGGAGAUACCCUAUGGUUCCUUGCGGGAUUAUCUAUCAGCGCAAUUUCUUCUCGUGUUUUUGUCUUUUAAUGACCAUUCGUAUCGGAAGGGCUUCAACUUGUCCGGACGGUCCCCACUUGCAAGGGAGAGGAGGAGUGGAUUCCGAGUUGGGAAGAUGUGGCGCCCUCAACGGGCCACGGCACCAUGGGAGAGCAGCGCGUCCGCUGAACACACAUCUGCUUUGACUUGAACCGACCUCGGGAAAUUGAAAGACUUACGGUCCCAUCGGCCAAGCGGUGCUGGUUUUCUCACCUCGUCGCUGGGUCUCAUGGAGAGCAGUUUGGGAUCUUUUUCUCGGAACCUAGCCUAGUUUCAACCAACCCCGCCGCGCGCGUUUGUUUCGGGCGGCUUCCGUCUCUGAACGCCCACGGGACAAGCCUCCCCCUCCCUGGAUAUACAUAUAACAUGGUCGCCUUGGAUGUAACGCCUUGAUACUCUGCCGUUUGGUUUCGCGACAGUGUGGAGGUAACUGCUCUGGAGUUCUGCUGAGGGUCUUUGGAGUUCUACCAGCGACCCCCCCUCCCCCUCGCCGGGCCACGCCCCGCCGCCCAGGAAGGCCUUGUUGUUGUUGCUGUUGUUGUUGUCGUUGUUGUUGUUAUUGUUGUUCUCGGCGACUCCCUUCCGAAAGGGACAUGGAUGGCCCUCGCUCCGGCAGCGCCCUGCGCAAAAAGCGGAAGACUCGGGCGGCGCGCGACAAGGUGCGCGGGCCGGGGCGGAUGCCCAACGGGCACGCCAAGUCGUCGGCGGCGGCAACAGCCACGGCGGCGGCCACGGCGGCGGUGUUUGCGAAGGCGGGGGCGACGAUGGUGCGCUUCUCCUCGGAUUCGGAGCGGGAGGGGGGCCUGGGCCCCGCGGUGCCGUCCGCCCGCCCCCGCCCCCCGCCGCGCAGGAAGCGCAAAGAGUCCACCUCGGACGAGGAGGACAUCAUCGACGGCUUCUGCAUCUCGGGGUUCAUCUCGCUGGAAGCGCUGGAGAAGGACGAGAGCGGGAAGCCCCAGGAUCGCACGGAGGAUGACCACAACAACCUUGCAGUUCCCCUGCACAAGAAGAAGGUGGCCAGGGUCCCUAACGGCUUGACCCUGGAUCCCUGUAAGAACAACCACCACCACACUCACCAGUACCACAACCACAACCACAACCGCCACAACCACAACCACCUGCCCUCGGACCAGGAGAACAACAACCCCCGCCUGACUCACACGGCAGGCAAGAGGAAGAAGAAACACCUCCACAAGAAACACACCGCGCUGAGACAUGGGCAGAACAACUGCAAGGACAGCGACAGCGGGAGUGUGAGCGGUGAGUCGAAACCGUCCAUCCGGAGCAGCUCCAGGGACAGACUGACAGACUGUGACAGUGAGAGCGACCAAGAAGACAAGGUUUCCGAUGCCGGUUCGGAGAAAUUUUUCAGUACAGCUGCAGUCAAAGUUCCAGAGUUCGGCGUUGAUGUGCCCUCCACCAAUGGCAGCCAGGAGCCCCAGGGGCCGGCCCCACUCAAGGUGUCAGGCCUAGAGCGCAGUCAGGAGCGCAGCCAGGACAGCUGCAGGGAGCCCCCGGCCCUCCCGCCCACAAGCGCCACCGCCAAGCCCACCCCUCCAACCCCACUCCCACCCCCACCUCCGCCACUGCCCCCGCCGCCGCCGCCGCCGCCUAGGCUCCCCGUGGCCACGCCCACUCACUCCCACCCCCACCCUCCGCUGCCACCGAGCCAGCCGCCCCCCUCGCCCAGGCACGCACACGGCCACGCCCACCCCAAAGCCCAGCCCCACCCCCACAACCACUCCCACACCAACGGCCGCGUCCAGCCCCAGAGCUCCGCCUACUUGCCCCCGCGCUCAGAGGCUCCCCCAAAGCCUCAGACGCCCGCAGCCCUGCCUCUCGCCCAGGGUCCAGAGCCCUCGCUGGCCCCCCGGCCCCGGCUCCAGCACCAGCACCAGGCGGACCCCCUCCUGCAUCACCCCAGGCCGCCGCCCACGCCCAGCCUGCAUCACCCCCAACCGCCGUCGCCCGCCCUCCCCGGGCACCAUCACCACCCCCACCCCCACCACCCCCACCACCCCCACCACCCCCACCACCACCCCCACCAGCAGCAGCAGCAGCAGCAGCAGCAGCAGCAGCAGCAGCACCCCAGCCAGGCGGGACCCCACCGCCCCCCCUCACGCUGCCACCCCAGGCCCCUGUCAGCCUACAACGGCCACAGCCUGAACGGACACAGCAGCAGCCGGAGCAGCACACCGGGCUCCAAGAUCCACGGGGCCCCGCCCACCGCCGCCGGCCCCCUCCACCUGCCCCACCCCUCGCCGCCUCCCAGCGCAGCAGCAGCAGCAGCAGCGGCCUCCUCCGCGUCCUCCUCCCCCUUCCCGCUGCCCCUGGCGGCCCACCAGGGCGCCCCCCCCCACGGCUUCCCCCAGGCCCUGCAGUCCUCGCCGCUCCCACACCACCCCAAUAUGUUUGCACCUCCAGCUGCCUUGCCUCCACCACCGCCACUGACGUCUAGCGCCCUGCCCGUCGCCGGACAACCCCCCGCUGGGAGCCCCUACUCAGAACAAGACCUCCUACGGCAGGAGCUCAACACGCGCUUCCUGGCGUCGCAGAGUGCCGACCGCGGGGCCUCGCUGGGGCCGCCGCCCUACCUGCGCACCGAGUUCCACCAGCACCAGCACCAGCACCAGCACCAGCACACACACCAGCACACCCACCAGCACACCUUCACGCCCUUCCCGCCGCACGGCAUCAUGCCCACGCCAGCACCGCCCAUGGUGCGUACCCCCACCAGAAACUUUGAAAAAUUCCCAACGAAGGUGGACCCCUUUUACAGACACAGCCUGUUCCACUCCUACCCUCCGGCCAUGUCUGGCCUCCCCCCGGUCAUCCCUCCCACCGGCCCCUUCGGCUCACUGCAAGGAGCCUUCCAGCCCAAGACCUCCAACCCCCUGGACGUGUCCAACCGGCCCGGAGCCGUACCCCACACACUCCUACAGAAGGACCCCAGGCUAACGGAUCCAUUUCGACCUAUCCUCAGGAAACCAGGGAAGUGGUGCGCCAUGCACGUCCACAUCGCGUGGCAGAUCUACCACCAUCAACAGAAAGUGAAGCAGAUGCAGGUCGACCCUCAUAAGCUGGACUUUGGCCUCAAACCCGAGUUCCUGGGUCGGCCACCGGGCCCCAAUCUCUUCGGGGCCAUCCACCACCCCCACGACCUGGCCCGCCCCGCCACGCUCUUCUCAGCCGCAGGCCCCCCACACCCGGCAGCGGGCCCCUUUGGCCACCCUCCCCACCACCCCGGAAACUUCCUCAGCCCCGCCUCUCACCUCGAGCCUUUCAGCCGGCCUCCUUCAUUCGGGGGACUGGGCACGCUCAGCUCCUCAGCCUUCGGCGGUCUGGGAAACCCAGCACUGAAAUCCCUCACGGCGCCCAACUCCAUGUUCGGCCAUAAGGACGGCCCCGCCGGCCCGCCGCAGCACUUCAACCCCAACGGGCCCAGCGGCGGCCAGCAGGAGCCCUGGAACCGACUGCACCGCACGCCGCCCUCCUUCCCCACGCCGCCGCCCUGGCUCAAGCCCGGCGAGUCGGAGAGGAGCGCCUCCGCCAGCUCCCACGAGAGGGACCGGGACUCGGACAAGCGCGCCCCGUCGGCCAGCAAGGACGACAAGGAGCCCAGGGAGUCCACGGAGAAGCGUCACUCCAGCCACCCCUCCCCGGUGGCCGUCAGGUCCCCCGUGGGCUCACUGGGCCACGGCCGGGCCCCUGAGCAGCACCACAGGAACCACCUGCUCCCCGGGGAGCCCCCGCGGGACAAGGACCUCAAGGCCCCCAAGGAGAAGGAGCGGGAGCACGCCGACGUGUGGAAGGAGAGCCACGGCGAGGAGCACAAGCUGAAGGAGAGCCAGCACGGCGGCGACAAGGAGGCGCCGGUCAUCCACGACGGGAGGCUGUCGGAGAACAAGACCCCCAGCCGGGCCACCCCGUCCCCCUACGUGCGUCAGGCCAGCCUGGAGCGGCCCCUGAACGGCAGCCUGGGCCGGGACGUCCUGGAGAGGAAGGGCGAGCCGGUCUACGAGCACCAGAAGAAGAACAGCGAGGUGAAGGUGAAGGAGGAGCGCAAGGAGGAGCCCGAGGCCCCGGCCACCGACCGGGGGAACGGGCCCCCGGUCCAGGCGCCACCGCCGCCGCCGCCGCCACCGCCACCGCCCGCUCCCACCCACCAUCCGCCUCCCGUCUCCAUGGGGAUCCCCAUGGGCAUGGCCGGCGUGCACCCCAUGAACAGCAUCGCCAGCCUGGACAGAACUCGCAUGGUGGCGCCCUUCAUGGGCAUCAGCCCCAUACCGGGCGCCGAGAGGUUCCCCUACCCGGCCUUCCACUGGGACCCCAUGCGGGACCCCUACAGGGGCCUGGACAUCCACAGGCGGGACCACCUGGCCCGGGACCUGCUGAUGAGGAACGACCCGCUGCACCGGCUGGCGGGGCCCCGCCUCUACGAGGCCGAGCGCUCGUACCGGGACCGGGAGCCCCACGACUUUAACCGGGAGCACCAGCAGUCCACCAUGCACGCCCUGGCCCUGGAGCAGCGGCGGGAACAGGAGCGCGCCCACAUGGAGGAGCGCGAGCGCCUGCACAUGCUCAGAGAGGACUACGAGCACGGGCGCCUGCACGCCGCCAUGCACCACCAGGUGAUGGACGGGCACCUCCCCCACGGGGGGCCGGGGCUCCUCGCCCCCGGGCUACCCAGCAUGCACUACCCCAGGGUCAACCCCUCGGCGGCUGCUGCUGCGGUGGCGGCCGCUGCCGCCGCCGCCGCGCAUCAGAACAGCAUGAUGAACAAAACGCCGCCCACCGCCUCUCUCAGCGCCCCCCCGCCUCUCAUCCCCACGCUCGGCACGCGAGUGGGCUCCCCCAGACGGACUACGCCCCUGGCCACUGACAUCAGAGACAGACCCUCCUCGCACAACCACAAAGACAUUGAGGCGCGCUGAGCAGAUGGGACCCUCUCUCUCUCUCCCGCCACAGACUUGAAGGCGUGUGGAGCGCCGCCGCAGCCUUGUGUCCCAAACGCAUUGAACUCACACCAAGCACUUAGCCUUGGGCGAACCACGACUGUACCAUAUCUGUGAAUAACUUAUGUAGGCAGAGUCAUGCCUAGUAAAAAUCAUUGUUUUGGGUUGUUUUGUAUAAAAAACACAAACAAGGGACAAAAUCUUAUAACAACAACGAAAAAAACUUUUUUCAGGGUGGCUUUUUUGGCUUUUGUUUGCCCAGUUUUGUCUAGUGUUCUGUGUGCAUUGGUUCUCUCAAAGAGUUGGGGUUAUAUGAUGGAGGCUGUGUCCACCGAUCCUCCACGCUGGAAUGUGAAGGUACUUGGAAGGAGUGGGAGACAGAAGCAUGUAGAUACAUGUACAGUCAAUGUGCUCCCCUCUGUAUGGAUUACAACCGAGGUACAAAAUAUGCAACGGGGAGUUUUUGGAAAGCUUUACUUUAAUUGUACAUAGAGGAGUAUAGUUUGGAGAAUCAGAAUGUGCUGUUUUGCAGACAGAUAUUUUUGUUUUCGUUUUUGGUUCGGUUGACAAACUAAUUGACAUUGUACCAUACGACAUACCCACACCCGCCUCCCUUAUCCCUGCCUUCAACUAUGCAACACACAUCUGGGCUCCCUCUCUGAAAGCUGGCCUUCUCCACACAUCUGUACACACCGUGUAAUGACCGAGGCAUAAACUGCAUUCUCUCCCCAAUUCAAAAGACCCAUAUGUGGAGAUCUUAUGAGUAAGGACAAGCUUUAUCCGAGCCGUGUGGGCUCUGUAUUAAACACAUCUUCUGAUGAAUCGCAUAUCGAUGUAUUUCCAACAGUACAUGCGACGUAAAAAGCGAAAAUGCAAAAGUGUAAUUCUUCGAUAUAAAAAUUUUAUCUCGCAAGUCUAAUUCUGGAGAGAAUGAGCAGUCAACAAUACAGAAAGAGCAUACCGCUAGCCCUAAUUGAAGGAAUGUAAAGUACGUGUUUUCUCUGAGAAAAUUGUUGGUUCAUGGGCAGUGUAUUAUUAAAAGUGCUCCACACCUUUAAGUUGUUGUACGUACUAAUUGAAAAGACAAAAAAAGGCAGUUUGUUUUCCGAUGAGCAGCAGAGAUCUAUUUUUAGUAGUUCACUGGAGGUUUAGUUUUGCGCUUCAAACUCUGUGAGACCAUGUUGUGCAGUGAAGUUUUUUCUUUUUCAAUCCAACAUUCAAAAUGUCCAUCAGAGCCAUAGUGGUUUUAGUCAACGCGUAUUGCAAAAAAAGAUUGUUAAAUAAGAAACUUUUUUUUUGCUGUUAAACAUGUACAAGGGAAAAAUUAAGUCUUUAUAGAUCAUGUACAAAAAAUAUGAAAAAAUGAAGCGACUGAAUCUUCAGCAUGCUCCUCAUGUAAACUUGUGUUAUGUUAAUUGUGCCAUGUUAUUAAAAAAUGUGUACUAAA
This is a messenger RNA of Gadus morhua (Atlantic cod), 6540 nucleotides long. RefSeq names its product activator of transcription and developmental regulator AUTS2 a (gene auts2a). The record is from RefSeq and is a predicted model, not a curated record. The transcript is spliced from 19 exons. Lineage: Eukaryota; Metazoa; Chordata; Actinopteri; Gadiformes; Gadidae. The coding region runs from base 732 to 5072 and encodes 1446 amino acids.